AGAGAGACAUAGCCAGAGAUGGGCUUGAAUACCAUUCAUGUGCUGCUCAGUCAUUGAUACGACUUCCAUCGCACCAGUUGCUAAGGCAUAUCAAACAUUCAGUUGUAGUUCGAACGUUAGGUAGUUCGGUUGUGUUUACGGUUGUUAUUAUUAUUUUACUACGACAGCUUGUUAGCGUCCAAGUGCUAAGCGUGCUUAUUGAGAUAUUAACAAUCUAUUAAAAGUAGGCAAAUAUUAAUCUGUAGAAAACAGUACCACCGCCAACAACAACAACGACGAGAAGUGGUUUUUGUAUUAGAACUCCCAAAUAAGAAGUUUUCAAAAUACCACCUGAAGUAGUGCGGAAAUAAUGACGGCGAAGUUGAAAUGUUUCGCAUCGUUAGGGUGGCCGUGUGGGAUGUUGUGCUUGUUGACGCUUGCCUUUGUUGCCACCACCAUUGAGGCUAAUGACAAUUUACGCGUGGCCUACGAAUGGAAAGAAAUGGAUUUCAAAUAUGCCAAUUCCGAGUUACGUUGGCAGGCCAUAGAAAAUUUUGAAUUCAAACCCGAAAAUGUUAUACCAUUCGGCAUUGAGAUCUAUAAGACGCGGCUGUUUGUCACACUGCCACGUUGGCGGGAGGGGGUGCCAGCAUCGCUGGCCUACCUUGAUUUAAAUGACAACUCAACAAAAUCUCCCGCCCUGAUACCCUAUCCCAGUUGGGAGGCGCAUAAUUUGGAAAAUAUUGAACCUGAAUUGGUAUCACCUUUCCGGGUACGGGCCGAUCGUUGUGGCCGCUUAUGGGUGCUGGAUUCCCGUCUGGAUGGAGUUCUGGAGGAUACUCAAAUCUUUGGUCCCGCCCAGCUGUUGGUCUACGAUUUACACAACGAUGAUCUGCUGAGACGCCAUAUCUUCCCUCCCAAUCAAGUUAAGGAGAAUUCCUUCUUUGCCAAUUUGGCCAUUGAGGAUGGAGAUUGUGAGAACACCUUUGCCUAUGCUGGAGAUUUGGGUAAUCCUGGAUUGGUGGUUUACUCUUGGAAGCAAGAGGAAUCAUGGCGUGUUGUGCAUCAUUAUUUCCACCCUGACCCAAUGUCGGGUAACUUCAGCAUUGGCGGCCAUAUGUUCCAAUGGGAUGAUGGUCUGUAUGGUUUGUCGUUGAGUAAGCCGGAGGAGGAUGGUUUCUCUACACUCUAUUUUCAUCCUCUCACCUCGACGAUGGAAUUUUCGGUGAGCACCAAGAUAUUGCGCAAUAAAACCCUGGCCACAGAGGGUAAAAUCUAUCGGGAGUUUAAGGUUUUGGGUUCUCGUGGCAUCAAUGCCCAAUCGGGUGCCUCAUUUUUAGAUCCCAAAACGGAUGUACUGUUCUAUACUCUGCCAAAUUUGAAUGCUGUGGCCUGUUGGAAAACUAGCAGUGUGGAAUAUAGUCCCAAGUCCCAGGGUCGUGUCUACAUGCAUCCCGUUGAAAUGCUCUUUCCCAGUGAUGUGAAAAUCGACGGAGAGCAUAAUUUGUGGGUCCUUUCGAAUCGUUUGCAGGAAUUCAUUUAUGGCGAAUUGUUCCCCAACUCGGUGAAUUUCCGUAUCCUUACGGCUCCGGUAAUGGAGGCCAUAGCCAAUACUGUAUGUGAAGAGGGUUUGAAGAGAUCUGUUUUGGAAGAUUCCAGAGGAAGUAUGCCCUCGGAUUUCAAUGUCAACAAUGAUCUGCAUCAUAAUCAUAUGAAUCAUCAUCAUCACCACCACCAACAUGAUCAUCAUAAUGCAGCGGAUUCGAUUUCAAGAUUUUCGAUGAUGAUGUUGGGAAUAUGGAUUUGCAUUUGGCAAUUGUUUAGAUGAUAUGUUUAAAUUAUUUGAAAUAUUUGUUAAAAAAAGAAAUAGGUUUUUAAGAACAGAACAACAACAAGAACAAAGUAUUGCUGCCCCCAACUCCUCCCACUACUUAUCAGUUCAUUCGAAAUGUAGUUUUUAAGAUUAAUUUUUGCAUAGCACGUAAUUUAUAUAUAGUUGUA
Musca domestica (house fly) is the source of this 1980-nucleotide messenger RNA. Its product is annotated as protein yellow. The transcript is spliced from 3 exons. NCBI's taxonomy places the organism in Eukaryota, Metazoa, Arthropoda, Insecta, Diptera, Muscidae. Bases 350 to 1807 code for a protein of 485 amino acids. The record is from RefSeq and is a predicted model, not a curated record. Gene Ontology annotation, cellular component: extracellular region.